Messenger RNA from Bursaphelenchus xylophilus (pine wood nematode), 426 nucleotides. The record is from the annotation of a GenBank genome assembly. Lineage: Eukaryota; Metazoa; Nematoda; Chromadorea; Rhabditida; Aphelenchoididae.
AUGAACUUUGUAAAUACGACUUCUGCAUACAUCCAACGUGUCGCCGCUUCCGGAAAAUUGAUUUGUCGCGGACAGCCAGCUGGAUCUGUCGUAAGUUUCUUUUGGCUCUCUAUAAACUGCUUUCUUGCGGAGGCACAAUUGUAAUAGUUUCCAGAUUAAGAAAAUCUUUGUAUCGUACUAUUUCAGAAGAUAAAACUCUACGACGGUGAUGAUUAUUCGCUUGAAAAUCAGAUCGGUGCAACCGCGACCUACGGAUCGACUGGCAACUUUACCGUGGACGGAGCAGAAAACUCGGACGUCCCCAUGAACCCCAAAAUAAACGUCUACCACAAUUGCUUCUUCUGGAAACCCCCUUGCACUCAAAGAUUUACAUACCAUUCAUAUUCCGACGUCCUAUAUAACGGAUGGAGACAAGAAAGUCUUUGA